Messenger RNA from Parascedosporium putredinis, 1995 nucleotides. The record is from the annotation of a GenBank genome assembly. NCBI's taxonomy places the organism in Eukaryota, Fungi, Ascomycota, Sordariomycetes, Microascales, Microascaceae.
AUGAACCAGGAGUCAUCCCGUUCUCAUUCCAUUUUCGUAAUCACAAUCUCGCAGAAACAUGUGGAGACGGGGUCAUCAAAGAGCGGCCAGCUAUUCUUGGUCGAUCUAGCUGGUAGCGAAAAGGUCGGCAAGACCGGCGCCAGUGGUCAGACGCUGGAGGAGGCCAAGAAGAUCAACAAGAGUUUGAGCGCGUUGGGCAUGGUCAUCAACGCCUUGACCGAUGGCAAAUCAUCCUACGUCCCUUACCGAGACUCCAAGCUGACUCGUAUCCUGCAAGAGUCCCUCGGUGGUAACAGUCGAACGACGCUCAUCAUCAAUUGUUCUCCUAGCAGUUACAACGACAUGGAAACUCUUAGCACUCUUCGUUUUGGUAUGAGAGCGAAAGCUAUCAAGAACAAGGCCAAGGUCAACGCCGAACUCAGUCCUGCGGAGCUCAAGGCACUCCUACGAAAAGCCCAGACCCAGGUCACGACAUUCGAAAACUACAUCUCCAGUCUCGAGGGCGAAGUGCAAUUGUGGCGCGCCGGCGAGAGCGUCCCAAGGAUCGGUGGGUUGGUGGCGGAGACGCGAGCAGAGACCCCCAGCCUGGAGCGAUCCUCCACCCCGGGCAUCCCGCUGGACAAGGACGAACGCGAAGAAUUCUUGCGCCGCGAAAACGAGCUGCAAGAUCAACUAGCCGAGAAGGAGUCCCAAGUUACGAAUGCUGAGAGGCAGCUCAAGGAGACUAGAGAAGAGAUGACGUACUUGAAAGAGCACGACAGCAAGAUUGGCAAGGAGAAUGAGCGACUUACCACUGACGUGAACGAGUUCAAGAUGCAGUUCGAGCGCCUGACCUUUGAGGGCAAGGAGGCUCAGAUCUCCAUGGAUGCCUUGAGGGAGCAGAAUGCUGAGCUCACGGGCGAACUCGACGAGGUCAAGCAACAGCUUCUCGACGUCAAGAUGAGCGUAAAGGAGUCUAGUGCCGUUCUCGACGAGAAGGAAAAGCGGAAGGCGGAGAAGAUGGCCAAGAUGAUGGCCGGCUUCGAUCUAGGCUCUGAUGUCUUCACACUACCGGCGAUCCCAUCCCCCGAAGAAUUUGCGGACAUCCGUCAACGACUAGUAGAAACCCAGGGCAUCGUUCGACAGGCUGAGCUGUCGACCUUUGGCACCGCCCCCAACGCUGCCGAGGCUCGCAGGAGACAAGAGCUCGAAGAGCGGCUCCAGAUUCUCCAGAGCGAGUAUGAGGAGCUUCUAGAGCGGAACCUCGGCGAGGCCGACACGGAGGAGAUCAAGGCCCGCCUAGAGACAGCUUACUCGAACAAGCAGGAGCUCCAGACCAAGCUCGUCGACGACCUCAAGGUCGAGGUAGCAGAGAAGACCGCCGAGAUUGAGCGUAUGGGUACACUCGUCGAAGACCUACAAAAGCGCGUCGCGUCGGGCAGCUCCACUGCCAUGCCCAAUGGAAAGACGGUGCAGCAACAGAUGGCCGAAUUCGACGCCAUGAAGAAGAACCUCAUGCGCGACCUGCAGAACCGCUGCGAGCGCGUGGUGGAGCUUGAGAUCUCCCUCGACGAAACCAGGGAGCAGUACAACAAUGUCCUGCGUUCGUCCAAUAGCCGCGCUCAGCAGAAGAAGAUGGCGUUCCUCGAGAGGAACCUCGAGCAGCUCACCCAAGUACAGCGCCAGCUUGUGGAGCAAAACUCGGCCCUGAAGAAAGAGGUUGCCAUUGCGGAGAGGAAGCUCAUCGCCCGUAACGAGCGUAUCCAGAGCCUCGAAGGUCUGCUGCAAGACAGCCAGGAGAAGAUGGCAGCCGCUAGCCAAAGAUUCGAGGUGCAGCUCGCCGCCGUCAAGGAGAGGCUCGAAGCCGCCAAGGCCGGUAGCACGCGAGGCCUCAAUUCCCUACCGGAGGUAUUGGCGGCUUCAGCUUUGCCAAUGCGGGCAGUGCCCGUCACGGACGUCGACUACCGUUUCCAAUGCGCCCGCCGCGAGGAGGAGAAGCAUUUCAAGAAGCACUAG